UGAAGUGACACUAGUGACAGAUCGUCCUCAUUUCUCGCCGCAAUUCGCGUGCACAGAACUAACAGAAAUGGAUGAGGAGCUAGGAGAACUGACAGAGAAUGACUUUAUCAUUCCACCUGUGAAGUAUGAAUAUUUAGAUCACACAGCUGAUGUCCAAUUACAUGCAUGGGGCAAUAGUUUGAAAGAGGCGUUUGAGCAAUGUGGCAUGGCAAUGUUUGGUUAUAUGACAGACCUGAAUUAUGUACAAAUUAAACAAGUGCACACAAUAGAGGCAUCAGCAGACGAUAUGAUGGGCCUGUUAUACCACUUCCUUGAUGAGUUGCUAUUCUUGUUUUCUGCCGAACCAUACCUUAUUUGUAAGAAAGUAGUGAUCACAGAAUUCAAUACAGAAGAGUUUAGAAUAGUUUGUAAAUGUUAUGGCGAAGAGUUUGAGAUUGGUAAACACCCUCAAGGAUCGGAAGUCAAAGCUAUCACAUAUUCAGCCAUGCAAAUUGUAGAAGAACCAAAAGAUAAUAAGUUUGAAGUGUUUGUUAUUAUUGAUAUAUAAUAUAUAUUUUUAUAUUUUAUAA
Molecule: messenger RNA, 569 nt
Organism: Colias croceus (clouded yellow)
Lineage: Eukaryota; Metazoa; Arthropoda; Insecta; Lepidoptera; Pieridae
Gene: Archease
Product: protein archease-like
Exons: 4
Coding region: 68-547 (159 amino acids)
Biological process (GO): tRNA splicing, via endonucleolytic cleavage and ligation
Cellular component (GO): tRNA-splicing ligase complex
Source: RefSeq, a predicted model, not a curated record